AGGUAAUAUAAGCAUCACUGAAGGCCAGACCGAGCCACUCUUGUGGUGAUCGCCAGGUGAGGAAAGUGGCAGAAUGAAGCUAGUGGUAUUGGCAGCAGUUUUGGCCGGGGCGUUGUGUCUGCCCGGGCUCCCAUUUCAGUCUGACCACUGGGGGGCCAACCUGACUACGCCUGAGUUGAUAGAAGCCUUCGGUUACCCGGCUGAGGUACACACCGUCACCACGGAGGAUGGCUACAUAUUAGAACUUCACCGUAUACCCUUUGGUAGAUCUGGCCCUUCCCCCCACGCUCGACCGCCCCCUGUGUACCUUCAGCAUGGCCUUCUGGGGUCCUCCGCCGACUGGGUCAUGAACCAACCUGACGAGGCUCUUGCUUUGAUCUUGGUUGACGCAGGCUACGACGUGUGGCUGGGGAACGCUCGAGGCAACACCUACUCUCGUAAUCACGUCGACCUGUCUCCCAGCGACAUACAUUUCUGGGAAUUUAGCUGGGACGAAAUUGCUCUCCUGGAUUUGCCGGCGGCCAUCGACUACAUCCUGGCCACGACGGGCGUCUCCAGCCUACGCUACGUGGGCUUCAGUAUGGGUACCACCACCUACUUCGCCAUGAUGAGCAAGAAGCCGGAAUACAACGAAAAGGUAAAGGUGAUGGCCGCCCUGGCACCUGUGGCCUACUUGGCUAACAUCGAGAGUCCCAUUAAGGAACUGGCGCCCUACUCCAACGAAAUGGACAUGGUAUUGACUCUGCUGGGUGUGGGAGAGUUCAUGCCCAGCUCAAAGGUGAUGGACUACUUCGCUGAGCACUACUGCAACGUUGAAGACGCUACAGCCCAGCUCUGCUAUAACAUUCUCUUUUUGCUCUGUGGUCCUGACCCAACAGAGCUCGAUAAGGAAUGGCUACCGUCUAUCCUGGCCCACACCCCAGCAGGCACCUCUGUUCACACCGUCAACCACUACGGCCAGCUUGUUAACUCAGGUAACUUCACUAUGUACAAUUACGGUGUCUUGGGCAACAUUAAGCACUACGGCCAAGUGACGCCUCCCCUCUACAACAUCAGUCACGUGACUUCUCCAUUCUACUGGAGUGACAACGACUGGCUGGCUGACUACGUACAAGGAUUCGGAUUCUGCGUUGAUAGCGACAGCCUCAUGACGACCGUUCGGGAGAGGUCGGUGAGCGUCUAG
This is a messenger RNA of Homarus americanus (American lobster), 1183 nucleotides long. Its product is annotated as lipase lipl-5-like. The record is from RefSeq and is a predicted model, not a curated record. Gene Ontology annotation, molecular function: hydrolase activity, acting on ester bonds. Gene Ontology annotation, biological process: lipid metabolic process. NCBI's taxonomy places the organism in Eukaryota, Metazoa, Arthropoda, Malacostraca, Decapoda, Nephropidae.